CUGUGCUAUGGCAUGGAGGACGCCGUUGAUGCCUUCAUGGUGCGCGUAGAGGACGGCCAUGACCUCGAGCAGCCGACCAACAUGAAGAACAGAGUCAAGAAGUUCGUCAAGAAGGUCUCCAAGCUGUUCCGUAGUGGCAAGGCUCUUCAUCAGAUCUCCAACGCCAUCCAAGAAGCUCAAGAUCUCGCCAAGGAGUUGACCGAUCUCCGUGAAAGUGAACAUGUACAAAGAUAUAACCGAGCUUGUUGGCAUGGAAGAGGAAAGGGACGCGCUGAUUUAUAGGUUAGCAGAAGGUGGCGAGGGGUCAAAGCAACAACUGAAGACAAUUUCUGUCGUCGGGCUAGGCGGACUGGGCAAGACAACCCUUGUAAGAGCAGUGUAUGAGAAGAUCAAAACUCAGUUUGAUUGCUGGGCUUUUGUUUCAGUGUCUCGAACUCCCGACAUGAAGAAAAUUUUCAAGGACAUGCUCUAUGGACUUGACGAGCACAAGUUUGAAGAAAUACAUAGCACAUCAAGGGAUGAAAAGCUGCUCAUUGACAAACUCCGUGAGUUUCUUGAGCACAAGAGGUACCUCAUCGUAGUUGAUGACAUAUGGGAUGAGAAAAUAUGGGAUAUUAUCAAGUGUGCUUUAUCUAGCAACAAUCUUGGUAGUCGAAUAAUCACAACAACUCGCAGCAUCAAUGUCUCUGAAGCAUGCUGCUCUUCUGGUGUUGACAUAAUUCAUAGAAUGAAACCUCUUUCCGAUAGAAACUCCCAGAGGCUCUUCUAUAGAAGAAUAUUUCAGAAUGAGCAUGGAUGUCCCGUUGAGUUGGAAGAAGUGUCCAUAGAUAUCUUGAGGAAAUGUGGCGGGGUACCAUUAGCCGUUAUUGCUAUCGCUAGUCUACUGGCUAGUAAUCAACAGAUGAAGUCAAAGGAUCAAUGGUGCAAUUUGCUCGAGUCUAUUGGGCAUGGACUUAUUGGAGGUGAUGUUGUGGAGGACAUGAAGAAGAUAUUAUCAUUUAGCUAUUAUGAUAUGCCUCCCCAUCUAAAGAGUUGUUUCUUAUAUUUAAGUAUAUUUCCAGAAGACUGCGAGAUUGAGAUAGAGAGAUUGAUUUGGAGGUGGAUAGCUGAAGGUCUUAUCCAUCAUGAAGAACAAGGGAAGAGUUUAUUUGAGGUUGGCGAGAGUUAUGUCAAUGAGCUAAUAAAUAGAAGUAUGAUCAUGCCAGUAGAGAUUGAUUGUGACAAGCUGCAAUCGGAGGGUGCAUGAAUUAAUGAUCAAGUGGUUGUCUAUGAUUCAAAAUAUAUUGUAAUGUGGGUGGUGAUCCCCAUAGCAAUACUCAAGUUAAAUAAAGUACACCAAAUGGCAUUCCCUUCCAAAAAAGAUGGCCAUGUUGUCCCUACAGAGGAUCAGAGCAAUUCUUUGUUGUGGAGAUGAAACACAUACAGGAAAGACGAAAUUGUCAAACCAGAAACUAACAUAGAAAACCAGUUUGAUAGUAGCCAGGGCAAAGGAGUUAGCUCUUCUUCCUCCUCUUAUCCGGGAAGUAAUGAGCAGGACGAGGAGGAAAACGCAAUGUUGUCAUCCUUGUCCCUUUGUGGGAUAGUCAACAAAUUAGGUCCAGGCGCGACCUGCGGUUAUCUAGCUUCUUAAACAAGAUCAAGGAGAUGGUACUGAAACAUGUGACCACAAACAGUCAAAAAUUUGUCAUAGUUAAAGUCUGUCACAAAGAUGGUUAUCUCAAUGAUGGAACACAGUGGCGGCAGGUUCAUCAAACAGAUGGAUCUUAAGAGUUUGAUAGAUGGACUCUCUAGUGCUCCGAACAUUCCAAAACUCAACUACACUGUGGUUUUCAGCACUGCCUCCAACAGUUUUGGAACCACAUCGAAGCUUGUCAGGUGUAGUAUCGUGUCCCUCAUGAAAGAAGCAAAAGAAUUGGAUGUCAUGGUGCCACCUGCCUCUGCAUAGCUAUUGUUCGUUUCCAUAUAUUUAAUUAGGUCGCUGCAAAUGUGUGAUCAAUCUCCUCGUCAUGCGAAAAUGUUAUGUAUUGUUUGUGUUCGCGAUUAUGAUCGUUUGAAUGAAGAAUUGAUGGACACACAGCAAUAGAAGUGUGCCUCAGAAAUCUCAAGUUUAAGAACUACCCAGUACUGGUGUGUUUGUAAAACAACUACAAUUACUCCAUUUAU
Molecule: messenger RNA, 2163 nt
Organism: Triticum aestivum (bread wheat)
Lineage: Eukaryota; Viridiplantae; Streptophyta; Magnoliopsida; Poales; Poaceae
Product: disease resistance protein RGA5
Exons: 5
Coding region: 221-1246 (341 amino acids)
Biological process (GO): defense response to other organism
Molecular function (GO): ADP binding
Source: RefSeq, a predicted model, not a curated record